GCCCCCCUGGCGCAAAGCCUUCUGGGGCUUGUAGUUCCAACUUGGGGGUGGGGUGAGCAGAGCCACGGUCAGGUACCUUUCUCACCCACCUGCCCUCGCCGCCCGGCCGGUCUCUGGGAUCAGCGCCAGGUCCAUAAGUCCGGUCCCUUGGCCCCGCUCCCCGCAAGCAGCCGUCGAGGAGGUACUGACCCUGCGCAGCCAUGGCCUCAGCAGGGGCCGAGAGGCGGCCAGGGUCCCAGGAGAGGAGGGCCGCCGGGCCGGUACAACUCGCGGAGUCUCCUGGUAGCCACGCUCAGAGCUCUGAGGGUACAGUGAUGGCAGACCAGUGCCUGGUAGCAGACUAUGAGGCCUGCCGGACUCUGGGUGAAGACAGGUGCCCAACAGGCCCAGUCUCAGAGCCAGAGCUCCAGGAGGAACGACUCAAGCAGGAGGAAGAGAGGCUCAAGCCAGAGGUGGAGUCACUAGAGGAGAGAGGCCCGCCCAGGCCUACAGCCUCCAUUGUGAGGCCCAGUCACGGUCCGAAGAGGAAGCCAGUCAACCUCCCCGGGCGUGGCCACCAAGCCCAUCCCAAGGCUGAAGCUGAGAUGGCACAGGGGCUGCCACUGCAGAAGGAGGAGUCAGAAGGUAGCCAGAGUGAGCCCUCGCCAUCUGCUAAACAGCACAAAAAAGCCAAGAAGCGCAAGAGUCUGGGAGCUCCAGUGCUCCCAGCUAUGGCCAGCACAGUGUCUGCACCUUCAGAGACCUUGGGGCUGGAACCCCCUGCCCUGCCACGGGUCUUUGCAGGAAAGGCCCAGCGCCUGCGGCCCCUGUACCAGUACAUCAACUAUUGCAAUCCUGAGCUGAAUGAGGCAGGGGAGGGCGACAGGGAGGCUGAGGCGGAUGUGGAGCCUGAGUUGGAGUUGGCCCUGGUCCCUGAGGAGGCAGGUGUGGAGCAACUGCAGGCUUUGCUGCCCGUGGCAGGUGAGCUGGGGUCAGGCCUCACUCUGCCCUGCCCCAGUACAUUCGUGUCCCCCACCCAUGCUCUCGUUCCCCUGGGAGAGGAGGUUGGAGAAGAGCCAGGGUGCUUGCCCAGGUUGGGAGUCAGCGGCUGCCUUAAGGCUGAGGUGGAUAAGUCAACCCAAGUGGACAUCGACAAGAUGCUGAGUGUUUGUGCUGCCCCACUUGUACCUCCACUCUCUCCUCAGUACAAGUGACUUUUCUGCCUCCACUGGAGGCUCCCCUUUUCCCAAGCCUGAACCAGAGCAGCAGCCUAAGCCCUCAGGAGGAGGGGGAAAUUU
Molecule: messenger RNA, 1277 nt
Organism: Hyaena hyaena (striped hyena)
Lineage: Eukaryota; Metazoa; Chordata; Mammalia; Carnivora; Hyaenidae
Gene: CUNH16orf86
Product: chromosome unknown C16orf86 homolog
Exons: 4
Coding region: 201-1193 (330 amino acids)
Source: RefSeq, a predicted model, not a curated record